This is a messenger RNA of Pelodiscus sinensis (Chinese soft-shelled turtle), 9272 nucleotides long. Lineage: Eukaryota; Metazoa; Chordata; Testudines; Trionychidae. The record is from RefSeq and is a predicted model, not a curated record.
GCAGUUAUUGCCUUGUUUGCUGCUGUAACAGUUUUACAGAAAUCUGUUUGCCUUCCUUAAUCAUCAUAUCCAUAAUCAUUUUGGGGAUAUUAUAUUAAAUAAACUAAAAACUGCUUGGGUCCAUCAGCACUAUUUGUCUCUCUUUUGUGUGUGUGUCUUUGCUUAUGUAGCAAUGCAUUCCCUCUCUUCUCCUGUAUUAUCUCAUUCAGCUUUUGAAACUUUCUGAAAAUAUUCUUUAAAUGCUGAUUCUUUAAAUGAUCCUGCGGUCAGCUUGCUGGGUUGUCUAAAAGCCUAGAGAGUUUGCUGUGACCUCUCACCUUUAUCUUGCCUUUCUAAUGGCUAGCUAUUAAAGUUUUCUUCUUUUUGUGGCUUUUGGAGCUUGGAGAAUCCUUUUCCAAAGAGUUAGUAAAGUGACAUACAGGCAUUUGUUAGGAUGGCUUACUGGCUGUAGUAGAUUUGGAGAGUAUUUGGCUGGUGCUAAUUUAGAUUUCUUGAGGACAUUUUUGAGCAGUAGCUUGUCUGCCUCUGUUACAGUAUGGACAUGUUUUUCUCUUGCACCUUAGAAGAUUUGGAGAUAGAUUCUCUUCAGGUGUAAUUCUGUAUGGGCCCAUUGAAGGAAGUAAAGUUGUGCCAUUUUACACUACCUGAUGAACUAGACCUGUAUAUUUCCCCCAUUUUGACAUUGAUGGGGACAGUCUUAUAAUGUGUGCUCUACCUUUCUUAUUGAUGUGGGUGUGGGUCUCCCCUUCAGGUUGCUCAGCUGGCAUCAGAGCUUUUACUGCCUCUAACUAGAGAUGUCCAGGGUACUGAGCAUUUCAUAAGGUAAAAUCUAUGUAGCUCCUAAGGUGCACAGGAGAGAGUCUUGUCCCUGCAUAGAGCCUCCAUAAAGUGUGUGAUUUAAGGCUUCCCAGCCGUGUCCAUCUAAUGCCAACAGGCAGAACCAAGCCUGGGACCUUUAGGGCUUAGUGCAUGCGCCUGUACUGCUUGAGCUACAAGGCAUCAAACUCCCAGCUAAGGCUGUAGAGCAAGCUUAUUUUUUCUUUCUGUAAGUGAUUUAAGUGCAUGAGAUAGUGAACCACACCUAGUAGGUGUGUGGGUUACAUCUAGUCAAGUGGUCUCACGUUACAUAAUGCAUUUAAAAUCCUUUCUUCUUUAAAAACAACUGAAGCUCCAUAAAGGCUGGUAAAAAUUGGCAUAGUUCCAUUGACCUAUACUGAUUUGCAACGAAUCUCUGGCUGUAUGCUAGCUUACUGAACGUUAAAGUCAAGUGUAUGGUUGAGCACUUAGCAGUAAAAAAAUGGAUACUGUUAAAGCUGCAAGAGCAAUGUUAACUCUGCCCCACUGGGUGUAAUGUUGACAGGCAAAACUGAACCUGGAACCUGUGAGCUUACAUGAUCUAAAAGGCAGCUGCCUGUUAGCUAAGGCUGUAGAGUAGACUUAUUAUUGUCUCAGUAAGUGGUCUUGGUGCCACUAUAUGGGACAGUAUCCCACACUCGGAAGAUGUGUGGGUUACAGAUGCAUUACAAUAAAAGGCUGCAUUCUCCAUUCUGAAAUUCAUGCCCACUCUUCAGGUGUAGAAAUGAAUUCACAUGGUGAAAGGGAGAGGAGAAUCAGUAAUUCUGUGCUUACAUGCUGUUGUUUAAAUCAUGUGCUGUUUCAUAUAUUUUUCUGAACCCGUAUAGCAUCUUCUAGAGCUAUGCACACUCUGUGUAUGCCCAUACAAGCAGAGCCCAUUAAAGUAAUUCAUUUUGAAAGCAUGCAGAAAACACAUCUUGUACAUCAUAUGAGAGAUUAGCUUCUGAAUCCUGCACCUCUACAUCAAUGGCAGUUGAUCUCAGUGGGAGUAGGCCUGGGACUUAUGUAGCAUAGUAAUAGUAAAAUUAAUUGACAUAUACAGUCCAUCAAAGGGAGAAGGGGGGAUACGAUGCCCUUGCUCACAUUGUCUAAUAACCUAGUAGACUUCAGUAGGACUGUUUCUGAAGUAAGGUGCUAUUCAACAUUAACAAAGGAAUUACACUCUGGAUCUAGGUUGGCAGGAAAAUUACCUUUGCAGUUAAUUGGUUCAUCCCCUGCUAUGCACCUAAGGGAGUCUAUGUUGCUGGUUGAAAAUAAAUGUUAUGGUUAUUGAUUUAGGCCUUGAUCCCAGUGAUCUGCACUCAUACAUGACAUUACUCAUGUGAGUAUAGUCCAAUUGAGUAAAAUCACACAUGCGCUUAAGAGUUUGCAGGACUGGGGGUUAAAUUAUUUCUUUUAAAGAAUAUUUAGGAAGAGGACAACCUAUUAGGCGAAAUUUCAGUCAAUAAAGAUACACUGGUUCACAAUGACUAAAAAUAGUGUAAGCAGAAAAGACUGAAAAUUGCACUGAGGCUGUAGAAAUAAUUGUAUACAGUUGGUAGCAAUAAUGGCAUAAUACACUGCAGUACUUGUGAAACAUCUGAUCAUGUACUUCAGCUAGUGUCAAUCAGUAAAGCUCUCUUGACAUAAUGGAACUAUACUAGUUUAGCUCAGAUCUGGCCCUGUAACACACAAGGGACAGAGGUAAAGUUGAGCAGCUUCUUAAUGGUGCUGUUUCCUAAUUUACAAGUGCUUCACUGUGGAACUUUAAUCUUCUGUAGACUAUUUUGUAACAAAAUGGAAAUAUAUUGCAUAGACUGCAGAUACUUUAAAUACACCAUUUUUUUUAAUAAUGCUGGCUGUUGUGUGUCAGGGUAGGCCCUUAAAGUUUUUCUGAUGCACUGUGUAUGUGUUUGUGAUGGGUAUCUACAUUGCAACAAAAGAUUUAUAGGACCUAGUCACAGAGUCUAGAUGAACUAAGAUCUGACAAAUGGAGAUGGUCUCAGAGCCAAGGCUUCAGCCUGAGCCUAUGCUGCAAUUUUUAGCCUUGCAGUUCAGUCCUGCAAGCCUAAGUCAAUGGAGCUGGACUCAGACACAGCACGGAGGGUUUUUCUUUGCAAUGGAGACAUUCUCUAAGAGCUCAGACACAUAAACAUGGGAAGAAGUUCUUUUACAUUCAGAUUUAAAAUCUGAUUUUGACUCAUAAUGGUGUGCAGUAUGCUUGAAAACAAAGACAAGACACCCUAAUUAUGCCUGUUAGUGCAAAAUGGGGCUGUCACUUAUGUUGUACAGCUGCACAUUUUCUUGUGGAUUCCUUUCAUUCUUAAGCUGAAAGCCUGCACAGCUCUCCUGUGUCUAAAUCUCUGCUCCCAUGUUUUGUUAUACCAGUCUUUGCAUUCCAGUGACAAAGGCUGCUUCACUUCUCUCUUUGUCCCCUCCUUACCUCUUGUCUUUGUGCCAUCUCCCACGUUAUCCUCUGUGCUUACCACCCUGCCUUUAUCCCUGAUCAGCAGGGGAUCAGUUUUGCUACCCGUGAGUAAAGCAGGCAGCAGAGUGGAUAAUGAGGAGGAGGAGGAAGAGGAAGAAGAAAGUUCAGAAUCAAGUAGCCCUCCUCUCUCUUAUCAGAUGAAACCUCCUCCUGAUGGCUGCUGCACUACUGAUGGUUUCUGCCAGGCUGGUAAAGACUUGAGGCUGGUAUCCAUUUCCAAUGAUCAAAUUGAGGUGCCUUCAGGGUUUUUACUUGUUGGUGCUAAAUCGCCAAAUCUGCCUGAUCAACUUUUAGUGUGUGCUGUGGAUAAAAGAUUCUUGCCAGAUGACAAUGGGCAUAAUGCCUUGUUAGGUUUCUCUGGCAAUUGUGUUGGCUGUGGCAAGAAGGGCUUCUGCUACUUUACUGAAUUUUCCAAUCACAUCAAUCUUAAACUGACCACUCAACCCAAGAAACAGAAACACUUAAAGUAUUAUCUGGUCAGGAAUGCACAAGGAACUCUUACCAAAGGGUCUGUAAUCUGCUGGAAAGGAGCAGAGUUUAGAGGCCGACAGGCUUCAUCCGGUCCUUGUUCAAGCACUUUGUUCCAGCUGCCAGAGAGUUCCGGCCCUGCACUAAUCACCACCAAUGAGCUUGUUCCUGCCCCAAACCCACAUGCUCCUGCAGCUGGGACUCAACAAACAGGCACAAUAUCUGAUCAUCUCCCUUCAACGGCUGCAUUAGGUUCAACUGUUUACAAUGGCAAAGAUUCUCCCAAACAACAGCUGGUGAAAAAUAACUUGCCAGCUCUGACAAGACCAUCAGUCUUAGGCACUUUAACAAAUUCAGGGCCUCCAAAAAAGCGCCACAAAGGAUGGUCCCCAGAGUCACCCUCAUCUACUGAAACUUGGAACCUGCAGCCCAACCCACAGAUUCCAAAUAGAAAUAAAAAUGAUAUAGGAAGCCUAUCAUGUUUGACACAUUCUGCUGUGAUGGGACCAGUUUCUUCUCCAAUGGUGGCCUCUGGAGAACCAGUUUCCGUUCCUGAUAACUUGCUGAAAAUAUGUAAAGCGAAACCAGUUAUAUUUAAAGGUCAUGGGAACUUCCCUUAUCUUUGUGGGAACCUUAAUGACAUUGUAGUCAGCCCUCUUUUGUACACCUGCUACAAAAAUUCACAGUCCAUGUCUAGGGCUUAUGAACAGUAUGGUGCUUCUACAAUACAGCCUAUUUCAGAGGAAAUGCAGCUUUUACUAACCGUCUAUUACCUUGUACAACUAGCUCCAGACCAGGUCCCUUUGAUUGAGGAUUUGGAACACAUAUUCAUGCGCUCAUGGAGGGAGUCACACCUCUCUGAAAUCCGUCAGUAUCAGCAGGCCAUUCCACAGGCUUUCUCUCCAGUUCCCAGCCAGAUCGCUCUAAUGACGUCUGCCCAGCUUCCGUGGCUAGCAGGGCUGGCAGCCAGCUCUUCCAAUGACAGUGUCCAUAUCAUCGAGUGCAGUUACUCUCUCGCCGAGGGACUUACCGAAAUGUUUAAGCUGCUCACUGAAGGGAAGCUAGUGAAGACGAAUUACGUGGUGAUCAUAUGUGCUUGCAGAAACAGAACAUUAGAUUCCUGCAUUGUGGUAACAGGAAAGUACCAGGCACGAGUGCUGUCUGAGAGUAUGCUUACCCCAGCAGAGUACCAGAAAGAAGUUAACUAUCAACUAGUUACUGGGAAAGUGGAAACAUUGGGCUCUUUUUUUAGCACCCUUUGUCCAGAUGGUGACAUUGAGCUUCUGCUGGACAAGUUUUAUCAAGAAAACCAAAGCCACAAGUCUUCAUCUCUUUCUACUUCAGCGAAUAAGCCAACAGCAUCAGAUAUAACUGGAGCAGCUGUGUGCACAAGUUAUAAUGUUGAACGGCAUCAGAUUCGUCCAUUCCAGCUAGCGGUGGCUCAGAAAUUGCUGUCUCACGUUUGCUCAAUUGCUGACUCCAGCACUCAAAAUCUUGAUUUGGGUUCCUUUGAGAGAGUUGAUUUUCUGAUUUGUGUCCCCCCCUCCGAAGUGACAUAUCAGCAGACACUGUUUCACCUCUGGCAUUCAGGUGUUUUAUUAGAACUUGGCUUAGAAAAGGAGCACCUUACAAAGCAGAGGAUGGAACAAUAUGUUGUGAAGCUGGACGCAGAUGCCCAGACUAAAUUUAAAGUCUUUUUGCAAAACUCUAUGCAGAAUCCACAUACACUGUUUAUACUAAUCCAUGAUCAUGCACACUGGGAUCUUGCAAGCUCUGUUCACUGCCUUUAUCCUCAAGCGGAUCCAUCUGUGGGACUCGUUGAUAGACUAUUGAACUGCAGAGAGGUGAAAGAGGCUCCAAACGUUUUGACACUCCAUGUGACUUCCUUCCCCUAUGCUCUGCAGACACAGCAUACUCACAUCAGCCCAUACAAUGAAAUCCACUGGCCGUCGUCGUACAGCAACGGAAUAGAUCUAUACCAUGAAAACAAGAAAUACUUUGGAUUGUCAGAAUUCAUUGAAUCCACUCUUUCUGGGCACAGCCUUCCAUUGCUUCGAUAUGACAGCUCUUUUGAAGCUAUGGUCAUGGCUUUAGGAAAACGAUUUCCCAGAUUACACAGCGCAGUGAUAAGGACAUUUGUCCUCGUACAGCAUUACUCUGCAGCUAUGAUGGCAGUAAGUGGUCUGUCUCAGAUGAAGAAUUACACCUCAGUUGAAACUCUGGAAAUCACCCAGAACCUAAUAAACUCUUCAAAGCAAUGCUCCAGUGGUCAUGGCUUCAUGGUAGUGUUAAGAAUUCCUUGCAUUCCUUUGGCUGUUGUGGCCUAUGAACGACUUUAUCAUAUAAGGGAAAGACUAUCCCUUGCAGAUAAUUUUGAAAUCAUCUUGGGAAAACCUAACUCUGGAAUCACCAUAGGGAAGCACUUUGUGGAGCAACUAAAGAUGUGGCAGAAAAUUGAAGAUGCGGAGUGGAGGCCACAGACCUAUUUGGAAUUAGAAGGUCUGCCUUGCAUAUUAAUAUUUAGUGGAAUGGAUCCUCAAGGGGAAGCUUUGCCAAGAUCAUUGAGAUAUUGUGACCUACGUUUAAUAAAUUCCUCUUGCUUAUUAAGAACAGCCUUGGAGCAAGAGCUUGGCUUGGCAGCAUACUUUGUUAGCUCUGAAAUCCACAUAGAGAAAGUGGUUGUGAAUGAUGUGUUGGAGAGUGACCCAGAGAAAUUGAGCAGUACUGAUAAUGAAGAUGAAGAAAUAGCAACAGAAGGUUCCACUUCAGAAAAGAGAAGUCCCAUCAAAAGAGAGAGAUCACGCUCCCAUGACUCUGCAUCUUCAUCUCUCUCUUCAAAAGCUUCAAGUGCCACGUUCUGCAUUGAAUCCUCUCCUCUGUUAGCAACACCAGGGGAUGUAGCAAAGUCACCCCACCAAGUCCUAAGCAGCAGUACUGAAGAGAGCACACACAACUGCGAAAGGCAAAGGCAGAAAGUAGAAAAGGGGGCGCAAACGGUCAUCAGCAAGCACUUGCCAGCUGCAGCUGAACAGCUGGAUUCAAAACAGAACAUAAAAAGUGCCCAAAUUUCCAUCAACUCAUCCUCAUCACCUUUCUCGUCUUCUUCCUCUUCCUCUGCACCUACUCACAACACCUUCAUCCUGCAGACAUCUCAGUGCUCCAUGACAAAAGCAUCGAAACAACCCCCCAUCGUUUUCCUGCCUAAACUGGUAUAUGACAUUAUUACCUCUACUGACAGCAGCGGACUUCCCAAAUCAUCUUCCCUCUUGCCUUACCAUUCUGUCAUGUGGGCAAGUUCUUUCCGCCCGGUCAUGAGUAAAAUGAUGACUUGCACGGAGCAGUCUCUAUACUAUCGCCAGUGGACAGUUCCCAAGCCAAUUCAUAUGGACUACAAUAAUAGAAAUGAGGGCAGAAUGGACACCUUUCACCCAAGGAGGCUGCUGCUGAGUGGGCCACCUCAGAUAGGAAAAACAGGAGCCUAUCUUCAGUUCCUUAGUAUCUUGUCCAGAAUGUUGAUUAGACUGACAGAAGUGGAUGUUUAUGAUGAGGAAGAAAUCAAUAUUAAACUCCAAGAAGAAUCAGAUCAAUGCUAUCACCAGCCAGGAGACAUGUGGCCUGAUUUUGAGACAUUUAAGAAGAUACCUUUUGACUACACUAUUCAUGAUCCAAAAUAUGAAGAUGCCAGUCUGAUUUGUACAAGGCUUCAGAAUAUUAACAGUGACGACAGAUCAAUGGUUAGAAAACAGGAAGACAUGUAUAUGCGCCGUAAAACAACUCGAAUGAGAUUAUCUAAGUAUGCUGCAUACAAUACAUACCACCACUGUGAACAGUGCCAUCAAUACAUGGGCUUCAAUCCCAGGUAUCAGCUUUAUGAGUCCACCCUGCAUGCUUUUGCCUUUUCCUAUUCCAUGCUCGGGGAGGAGAUCCAGCUGCAUUUUAUCAUCCCCAAGUCAAAGGAGCACCAUUUUGUGUUUAGUCAACCGGGAAGACAGCUGGAAAGCAUGAGGUUACCACUUGUCACAGACAAGAGUCAGGAUUACAUAAAAAGCCCCACUUUUACUCCCACAACUGGGCGCCAUGAACACGGACUUUUCAAUCUGUAUCAUGCAAUGGAUGGUGCCAGCCAUUUGCAUGUUCUAGUUGUCAAGGAGUAUGAAAUGGCCAUAUAUAAAAAAUACUGGCCGAACCACAUCAUGCUAGUGCUACCGAGUAUUUUCAACAGUGCUGGAGUAGGUGCUGCACACUUUCUAAUAAAAGAGCUGUCUUACCAUAAUCUGGAACUGGAACGAAAUCGGCAAGAGGAAUUGGGGAUUAAACCCCAGGAUAUCUGGCCUUUCAUUGUGAUUUCCGACGAUUCCUGUGUUAUGUGGAAUGCAGGAGAAGUCAAUUGCUCAGGAGACAGAAAGAGUGAAUAUACAUGGACUGAAAGGAACGUUUCUUUGAGGCAAAUUCUGCAACAUAUCGAAGCAACGCCUAAUGUCACUCACUAUGCCUUGAUUGGGAUGAGGAAAUGGUCUAGUAAAACAAAUAGGGGUGAAAUCAGGGAACCAUUCUCCUGUUGCCAUGUACAUGACUUUAUCAUGCUAAAUGUGGAUCUGACUCAGAACGUACAAUAUAAUCAGAACAGAUUUAUGUGCGAUGAUGUCGAUUUCAACCUGCGUGCCCACAGUGCAGGUCUUCUGAUCUGUCGGUUCAAUCACUUCAGUGUCAUGAAAAAGCAAAUUGCAGUAGGAGGGCAGAGGUCCUUCCAUAUUAAGUCUAAGGUAUCUGAAACUCCAGUUUCAAUCGCACCUGCUCAGUACAUCUGUGCUCCUGACAGCAAGCAUACGUUCUUGGCAGCACCUGCUCAGCUGCUCCUUGAAAAAUACCUCCAAUACCACAGCCAUCGCUUCUUCCCUCUCUCACUGAAGAAUUAUAGCCAUCCAGUGCUAUCUGUGGACUGUUACCUUAACUUAGGACCACAGAUUGCAGUUUGCUAUGUGAGUUCCCGGCCUCAUUCUCUGAACAUCAGUUGCUCUGAUUUGAUGUUUAGUGGACUCCUGCUUUACCUUUGUGACUCCUUCGUUGUAGCUAGUUUUUUGAAAAAGUUUCAUUUCCUGAAAGGUGCCACCUUGUGUGUUAUUUGCCAAGACCGCAAUUCUCUUCGCCAGACUGUUGUCCGUCUAGAACUGGAAGAUGAAUGGCAGUUUCGACUGAGAGAUGAAUUCCAAACUGCCAACACUAAAGAGGAUAGGCCACUUUUCUUUCUGACUGGACGACAUAUUUGAUUUAAAAAAAUGAGCAGGAGGGGGCUUUUGAGAGGUGCUGUGCUCUGAAAGUGUUUCCCGAAGAGCCAUUUAUUGAGCAAUUCUGAAGUAUUUUUCUUAAAAUUAUAUUUAACAACUCAUAUAUGCUUCCAUUUCCAAGCAUUGGAAGUGACUUCUAAUUUAAUAACCUGUAGAAGUAAUUCCUGAUAUCUGGGAAAGAAGUACUGACUCACUAC